AUGGCCAAGACUGACAAAAUUGAGCCAUCACAUGAAAAGUUUGCUCAAGAUGAAACCACUUUAAUUGAAGGAGAUAAAACUAGUUUUCCUGAUGCUGUUUCAAGAAAGCAAUCACAAACCUUUGUCAAUAUCCAAACUCUCUCUCUCAAUUACCAUGCACAAAGAAGAGUGGCUAGUAUUUCAACACCUGUCAAAUCCUCUAAAGAUGCUUAUUGGAGCAUUCCAGAGACUGCUACUGGUUCCAUAUUUCUUCGAAGUUUUCAUCCAGCUUCCAAGCGAGUGCUUGGGAAAGAAACAAAUCAAAUGGAAAAAUCAGGAAAACCAAAGGAAGAGCCAUCUAAAAUUAAAAGAAUUUCUGUUGAUGACAUGCUGAAAGAUAUUCUGAUUCUCUCCUCAGAGUUCUCCAAACCUUUAAAUGCCUCUUCCCCAAUUACCAGUCCAAAACUCAAGGAAGUUCUCCCUGAGUAUUGUAGGACCUAUACUUUUAAGCACCCUCUAAUAGAUUUAAGUGCAACAAUGCCACGCCGUCUCACAAAAACGAUGCCUGUUCACGCACAAAAACAUUUACAACCGCCUGACCAUUUACAACAAACUAAGGCAGUGAUAAAUAUUAAUUCUUUUCUUGAUACUGUUCUCAUACCAGCACCAGUUUUACCAAGAAAACCUCACAGACAGUCUGAAAUAGAAACUCAUGCAAUAGAAAAUGAAAAUCUGGAAAACGUUCCAAAGCAAAGCAUGCCAACCCCACCUGAAGGUACUAUUAAACCUAGAAAACGAGCUGAGUCAGAGGCAAAAGUUAUUCGUGGUGAAGGUUUUAAGACUGUUGCAGCAACACAAUAUGAAACAAUAGCAGCAAUGACCAACCUGGCUAUAGUAAACUGUCAAAUAUAUGGAAGAAAUGCACUUAACCUUAAGAUAUAUUGUCUUAAACAUUUACAAGUUCUGAUCCUGAGAAAUAAUCCUAUCAGAAUAAUCCCUUCUGAUAUUCAACAACUUAAGCUCCUUAGAGUUUUCAACAUUGCCUUUAAUUUGAUUACGACUCUUCCUCUUGGGUUAUUUUAUUUGUCCUACCUUGAGGAACUUGAUAUUUCCUACAAUAGUAUUGCUUCUAUUCCAAAUGAAAUCCAGAAACUCAGGUCACUUAAAAAAUUGGUUGUUGAUGGGAAUGAACUGACAUCUUUUCCAUCUGGAAUUUUGAGGCUUCAUCUGAAAAAAAUCCGUUUUGAAAAUACCUUCACUAUUCCUAGUCUUUGGAAAGAGAAUUCUUUGAAUAGUCCACAGCAUCUUACUCAGCUUACUGCUUUGUUCUUUUUAAAAAAUAAUCUACAUAAAUAUUAUGAUGAGAUCCCAGAUGAAAUUCAAAUGUUACUAAACUGCACAUCCAGAUGUGAAUGGUGUGAUGGUCCCAAGUUUGAUGAAGGUUAUCGUGUUAUCCAAUCCUGCAAUGUUUUUGGAGCAACACACCUUCCUGUUAUGUUUCAUGUCUGUUCUUCUUCCUGCUACAGAGAAGUACUUGAAAACAGUUUUUUUUAA
Molecule: messenger RNA, 1533 nt
Organism: Myotis brandtii (Brandt's bat)
Lineage: Eukaryota; Metazoa; Chordata; Mammalia; Chiroptera; Vespertilionidae
Gene: LRRC63
Product: leucine rich repeat containing 63
Exons: 8
Coding region: 1-1533 (510 amino acids)
Molecular function (GO): protein binding
Source: RefSeq, a predicted model, not a curated record